CAGGCUGAGAAGCGUUGGAGGGGGUGGCACAAGCGGCGCCCCUCGCAGUCACAGUAUACGCCCCAGCUUGAGUGGGAGGCGCACGUCGUCGAGUACGUCAACUGGGCGUACCAAUUGACGAAGUCGAACAGCGGGCCGCCAAAACCACUGAAAGCGGAGGUACCACUCCUCGGCCCUCGCUUCCUUCCCCCGACCUACCUCCACUGCUCCCGACGCAAUUCAAUAGCGGAUAUACAGCCGGAGACGUCGUAUAUGAGGCCACUUACUAUCAUUCAUCCGCUCUACUUUGAAGAAUUAGCCAAGUGUCCCCGA
Messenger RNA from Trametes versicolor FP-101664 SS1, 312 nucleotides. RefSeq lists its product as uncharacterized. The annotation marks the transcript as partial. The record is from RefSeq and is a predicted model, not a curated record. The transcript has a single exon. NCBI's taxonomy places the organism in Eukaryota, Fungi, Basidiomycota, Agaricomycetes, Polyporales, Polyporaceae.